AUGUCUUUCUACCAGGUGAAUUUGGCCGCUUUCGUGGCGGGCAAUGGAUACCUGCUCUACCAACAGUACAAGCGCCAAGAGCAAGAAGCCAUCGAAGAGUUGAAGCAGGAGGCGGCCAGUACUGAAGAUGGCGCUGAAGCCGGAGACGUUGAGCAACACCAGCUGCUCUCGGAGCCCGCCGUAUCACAGGCCGCUGUCCGACAGUUCCAGCUCGACUUCUUCCCCGUCUACGCUCUGGCAGUAGCAGCGGACUGGUUGCAGGUAACAGAAGCGUAA
This is a messenger RNA of Colletotrichum spaethianum, 276 nucleotides long. RefSeq lists its product as uncharacterized. The record is from RefSeq and is a predicted model, not a curated record. The transcript has a single exon. The coding region runs from base 1 to 276 and encodes 91 amino acids. Lineage: Eukaryota; Fungi; Ascomycota; Sordariomycetes; Glomerellales; Glomerellaceae.